GUUUGUGCUGUACACGUGCGAGUGUCCGAGUGUUUCACGUUUCCACGUUAAGUCGCAUAUAAUUUUGUUGCUGUGCUAGUGUACCGAAAGAGUUGCUUAAACAAACUGUUAUAAGAGGUGCGCGGUUUCAAUUGUGUUUUUUCAGUGUUAUCCCAAAUAUGAUAUUGUUUCCUUACUUCAUGUCGGAACCCAGUAUGGGCUACACCGAGCACAUCGUAGGCGCGCUUACCUCCAAAUAUGACAGACUUAAAAUUCCUAAACUUUGUGGGAUCUUAUUGAAGGAAUCCAAAACUGACAGGGCACAACUAACAGGUCACCACUGCCUCGUUUAAGUAGUUACCAUGUCCAAGUUAGUAGGAUUUGGGACUGUGGAACGUCCUGAAGCGGGAGAAUAGUUUGUACAUUAAAAUGACUGUUUCUGAAACAGGAAUAUGGGACUGCAGUUUAGCACAAUUUCGAAAGGUGGACAAGUAUUGCUGUUAUCCUCUUGUCUGGUUUCAUUUGUUUGUUCAUUAAAAAAUUGUGAUGAUUAAACUCAGUAAUUAUAUCAAAUUGUAAAGACAAAGGACUGUUUUCAUAAUAUGUUCUAGGUUUUUCUUGGCUGUUUCUUGGUUAAACUUUAAGCUACUGAUUUACUCCAACGAUGACGCGAGUUACAAUACUGGAAAAAGAAGUGAAAGACCAAGAGAAAGCUAGUGCAAUAAUAUCUCUAAUUUGCCAAGUCAGGAGAACAUCCCUUAAAAUGACUUGCCAGCCAGAGCACAGUCUGAAAACAGAAAACUAGUUUGGCGCACAGUACUUGUUUUCCAGUAGCGCAUCCAUGUUGCUUUUCCAUACUGCUGCAUUUUAUAUGGUAUAUUGCUAGAUCGAAUGUACUACCCCAGUAAAAUGUUUGUGUUAUAGAGCCAAACCAUGCACGCGUCCUGGUCACCAUAUCGCAUAGGCUUACUGUGCGUUAGCUGUCGCUGGUGAUUUGAAUAUUUAAAGCAUUUACAAGGCAUGAAAGGGAUCGUCAUUAUAUCGGAACAAUCCGGUUUGCAUAAACGGGUAUGUUCAAGAGCAUACAUGGAAUAGGUUUCAUGGUGGGGGAAAAAUAAUCUGUGGAUAAAAUGUGUUUAGAAGUCCUACUGAGCAAUAUAAGAGGUUCGCGUUUAUCAAAUCAACGGAAACGUGUCAAAACAUUAAAUGAGAUGCGCGUUAUUUCCUCGCAUAUAAUAAACUGGAAUGGUUAUAACAGGUUUUGACAAAGAUCCAAAUAAAUCCAGAUUGUUAACUGAUGGUCGCUUAGUUUAUGUUGUAAUAUCAUGCGUUGUAGACGGCAAGAAUCGGUUUUACUUUAUACGUAGAUACUUUUCCCCCCUGAGCGACAGCGCAGCUGGCUAAUAGCACUAGCAGCGGUACCUUGUUUUUACUACACUUGCGGACUAACCGAGUGGUUGAAUGGUGAAGUACAGGGUUACUUCAUAUAUAGGGCUGUAUUUUUGAGCAACAUUACACAGAAAUAGCAGAUACGGAGCCGGUGAGCGAGGCGUCAGCGUUCGGCUUCCUCCAGGCGCCAGUCCCGACGGGAAAAGACUGCUGUCAGCUGGGAACUACACAGGUCAGAGCGGCGGCAGCGGAGGCGGCGACGAGGACUACGAGAUCCCGCCCAUAACGCCCCCCAACCACCCGGACCCCUCCCUGCUGCACCUGAUGGACCCCGAGACGGGCUACCUCUGCCACUCCCUGCCCCACAACGGCCUGAUCAACCCCUACUCGUACCCGGAGCUGCCCGCCAUCAUGAUGUCCAACAUGCUGGGUCAGGAGGGCCACCUGCUGUCGGGGCAGAUGCACUCGAUCCAGGAGAUGGCUCGCCAAGAUGGUCUGCAUUUUGACUCCGCCCAUCAGAGCCCCCUGAUAAACCGAUCACCUAGGAUACUGGCCCAUCACAUGGGCGCUCUGUCCCAGCUGAGCUCUCAGAUUGGCCUGCGAGGUGCCCCUCCCUACGGUUCCCCCUCACCUCCAGGAAGUAAAUCAGCCACGCCCUCCCCCUCCGGCUCCACCCAGGAAGAGGAAACUGAUUGCCAUACCAAGAUGGCCGGGGAGAAGCGGCCCUCAUCGGAGAUGAUGAAGAAGCCCAAGCCGCAGAAGAAGAAGAAGAAGAAGGACCCCAACGAGCCGCAGAAGCCCGUCUCCGCCUACGCGCUCUUCUUCAGGGACACCCAGGCCGCCAUCAAGGGCCAGAACCCCAACGCCACCUUCGGGGACGUCUCCAAGAUCGUGGCGUCCAUGUGGGACAGCCUGGGGGAGGAGCAAAAGCAGGCGUACAAGAGGAAGACUGAAGCCGCUAAGAAGGAGUACCUAAAGGCCCUGGCAGCGUACAGAGCCAGCCUGGUUUCCAAGAGCUACAGCGACCCCGUGGAGUCCAAGAGCGUCCAAAGCAGCCAGGCGUCGCACAUGAUGGCGCCCAAAGCCGCCCUGUACAGCGUGCCCCCCCAGGCCUCCUCCCCCUAUCUGGGCCCCGCCUCCUUCCCCCUGUCCGACCUGCAGAGCUUCGCCGGGCCCCAGCGCCACGCCCUCUCCCGGACCCUCAGCCAAUCGCAGAUGCUGCCCAGCAUGAGCGCCUCCCCGCCGUCCUCCUUCCAGAUCAGCCCGCCGCUCCACCGGCAGCUCUCCCUGCACCAGGGCUCCAUCCUCAACCAGCCAAUCCGCAUGCAGCAGGUGCAGUCGCAGCCAAUCAUCUCCCACCAGAUGGGGCUCCAAGCUUCUCUUCAUUCACCUCCUCCUGGCCAGCAGGUUGGCGGCGGCCCCGCUAAGGGCAGCGUAGCCCUCCACUUGCUCAAAUACAUUGGAUUCCCUCACAUCCAAUCGGAUUACCAGAACAGCUCGCAGUCUCCGGGGGCGUCCAACCCAGGAAGUGGACAGAACCCAGACUGGGACGGGGAGUACUGCAGUCGCGAAUGCAGCGGAAACCUGUGCAGCAGCGUGAUAGGAAGGGACAAGCCACUCUACCUCACUUGAAGCUGAAGAACCUUGAAUUGAAAGGACACCAGGGAGCUCGCAAACACCACCAUUUUAUCUCCUGUUUUUCCAGCGUUUUUUUUCUCUCUCGCUUUUUUCUUUUAGGAAAAAUUUCAAAUGGAUUCCAUUCGGAAGUCCAGAAGACUACUAGGGAAUUUUUUUUUCUUUUCUUUUUUUCAAGCACUUAGAAAAUCCGGCGAUUGUGUUGACCCUGGAAGUUAAAAAAAAAAAAAAAAAAAAAUUAUAAAACGUGGAUCAGCUUCUUGGGGGUCAUUCAGCUUUAAUAUAUGAAGCCUCGAUGGCUUUUCAGUGUUUUUUUCUGUUGUUUUGUUUCUCCUAUGCCACAAGCUUUGCCAUGAACAGUCCCAGUAAGGAUGUCCAUUAUUGGUUGACAUAUGCCUUGAUGAUGAUGACAAAACUGUGGCCUCUCAGAGUAGCAGCUCAGAGAAUUUCUGCAGAGAAUGGAGUACAAACGACAAACAAAAACAAAAUAAGAACCGUAACUCAAACCCUUUUUUGUAUCAUAGAGGAGAACUGAAACGUUUUACCAAUCUAUCACAGUGUGAUUGUAAAUAUCACUUCUAUGAGAAUAGAGAACAUCUCAAACCCCAGACUUUUUUCCAUCCGUUUUCAUACUAAGCUGUAAUUCCCCCUUGAUUUUCAUUUUGAAAAUAUUUUGUGUUUCGUGAAUUUGAGCAAUUUUUUUCAUGGCAGAUUUGGAUUUUCACACACAAAAUCUUGCAUUAAAACUCUGCUCAUCGGUUGUGUGUGUGUGUGUGUGUGUGUGCAUGUGUGUUUGCGUGUGUGUGUGUGUGUGUGUGUGUAUGUGUGCGUGUGUUGUUUUUUUCUCCCCACAUUUAAAGAAAUACAAAGACUUAAGAUAUACUGUCCUGACAGUCAUUGAGGGUCUAUAAAAGUCUCACCUUAUAGUUCAGACAGUCUGCCCUGGCCAAUCACACCACAGUGCAUCUGUAACGAUUUUGCUCCCUUUUUGGUUUAUUAUCCAGUUUCAUCACAGUCCACAAAACGACUUGUACAGGUGAAUAAAAAAAAAAUACUUAAUGUGAAAUGUAACUAAAGAAAAGCAUAACAGUGGAUUUAUAGUUUUUGAGUAGUUUUACUAGGUGUUUUAGAAUUGUGUUGAACUCAUCUUUAUAAUUUUUGUGAAAAAUAAUAAUGCAUUUAAUUUCAGAAGGCAUACAUUUUGCUAUUCAUUGUAGCACAUUUGAGUUUUUGAAGAGCGGAGAUUGGGGGUGGGGUAAGGGGGAGGGGGAUAUUUCAGUUGUGUACAAACCUGCCAAAUGUUCUUCUUUUAUUUGUAAAGCCAGUGAUGAAAAUCGGUCUGUUGUAUUGCAUUAUAGUCUCUUUUUUUCCUUUGCAAUAUGCCCAUCUUCUAUUUAAUUUUAUUGACUGGUUUCCUAUCUAUUUAUAAAUGAUAUGAAGUAACUUUUUGGCUUGUUUUUAUCAUGGUGUGUAUUUUUAUUUUAUUUCUGUUUGAUUACCAUUAUUAUUAUUAUAAUUAUUAUUAUAAUAAUUAUUGUUACAUCUCCUUGUCCAGUUCUUUUGUCACAAUGCUUCUUUUAUUUUGUCUGUAAUAAAAUGUUUUAAGUGGAA
Molecule: messenger RNA, 4614 nt
Organism: Anguilla rostrata (American eel)
Lineage: Eukaryota; Metazoa; Chordata; Actinopteri; Anguilliformes; Anguillidae
Product: TOX high mobility group box family member 2-like
Exons: 9
Coding region: 1693-3000 (435 amino acids)
Biological process (GO): regulation of transcription by RNA polymerase II
Cellular component (GO): nucleus
Molecular function (GO): chromatin DNA binding
Source: RefSeq, a predicted model, not a curated record